Panicum hallii is the source of this 2631-nucleotide messenger RNA. Its product is annotated as pyruvate, phosphate dikinase 2-like. Gene Ontology annotation, molecular function: ATP binding; pyruvate, phosphate dikinase activity; kinase activity. Lineage: Eukaryota; Viridiplantae; Streptophyta; Magnoliopsida; Poales; Poaceae. The record is from RefSeq and is a predicted model, not a curated record. The transcript is spliced from 18 exons. Bases 197 to 2389 code for a protein of 730 amino acids. Gene Ontology annotation, biological process: pyruvate metabolic process; phosphorylation.
GCUCGUCGCGGCACCGAGCCGCCGGCAGCAACGCCUGCGAGCCAGUGACGUCUCACGCUGGCGGAGCGGUCCUCACUCCCCGUCCAUGGACGCACUUUCAGCGUGGCGUGGACGGGCAGGGGGAUGCCGCGCCGCGCCGUGGACCGAACCGUGAAUUGGGGGCGCGAGACCCCUCGGGGCCCGGCGCCGGUUGGUUAUGGGAAUACCUCAUGAGCUAUUCGAAGAAAAACUAGAAGCCAUGAAAGUUACAAAAGGGUUGCGAAACGAUACUGAGCUGAAUGUCAAGGAUCUGGAAGACCUUGUAGCUGAAUAUAAGGAUGUUUAUGUGGUGACCAAAGGUGAACAGUUUCCCUCAGAUCCAAAAAGGCAGUUGCAUUUGGCAAUCUUGGCUGUUUUUGAUUCAUGGGACAGUACUAGAGCAAAAAAGUACAGAAGCAUUAAUCGGAUUACUGGAUUGAAGGGCACCGCUGUGAAUGUUCAGUGCAUGGUAUUUGGCAACAUGGAUAGCACAUCAGGCACUGGUGUUCUCUUUACUAGGAACCCUAGUACCGGAGAGAAGAAACUUUAUGGAGAGUUCCUUGUCAAUGCUCAGGGUGAGGAUGUGGUUUCUGGAAUUAGAACUCCACAAGAACUUGAUUCAAUGAAGGAGUGCAUGCCAGAGCCUUAUGCAGAACUUGUCGAGAACUGCAAAAUCUUGGAAAGACAUUAUAAAGAAAUGAUGGACAUUGAGUUCACUGUUCAAGAAAACAGACUUUGGAUGCUUCAGUGCAGAACAGGUAAGCGUACCGGCAAAGGUGCAGUAAAGAUUGCUGUAGACAUGGUCAAUGAGGGCCUGAUUGACCAUCGCUCGGCAAUUAAGAUGGUGGAACCACGACACUUGGACCAGCUUCUUCAUCCUCAGUUUGAGAACCCAUCAUCAUAUAAAGACAAAGUCAUUGCUGCGGGCCUACCUGCAUCACCAGGAGCUGCUGUAGGUCAGAUUGUCUUCACAGCUGCUGAUGCUGAAACAUGGGAUUCAGAAGGAAAAUCUGUUGUUUUGGUAAGGACUGAGACCAGCGCGGAGGAUGUUGGUGGCAUGCAUGCAGCUGUUGGAAUUCUCACAGCCAGAGGUGGUAUGACUUCUCACGCCGCAGUUGUAGCACGUGGCUGGGGAAAAUGUUGUGUGGCAGGAUGCUCAAGUAUCCAUGUAAAUGAUGCUGAGAAGGUGGUAGUGGUUGGAGACAAGGUGCUUUGUGAAGGUGAUUGGUUAUCACUGAAUGGAUCAACUGGAGAGGUUAUUUUGGGCAAGCUACCUCUAUCCCCGCCAGCACUUAGUUCUGAUUUGGGAACAUUCAUGUCUUGGGUGGAUGAAAUUAAACAACUAAAGGUCAUGGUCAAUGCAGACACUCCCGCAGAUGCACUGGCUGGAAGGAAAAAUGGUGCUGAAGGGAUUGGGUUGUGCAGAACUGAACACAUGUUCUUUUCUUCUGGCGAGAGGAUUAAGGCCAUGAGACAGAUGAUAAUGGCAGAUACUGCUCUACAGAGGCAAGAAGCAUUAGGCCUUCUCCUGCCAUAUCAGAAAACAGACUUUGAAGGGAUUUUUCGUGCGAUGGAUGGCCUUCCUGUAACUAUUCGGCUCUUGGAUCCUCCACUUCAUGAGUUCCUUCCAGAGGGUAACAUUGAGGAUGUUGUCCACAUGUUAUCUUGUCACACUAAUUCUACUCAUGAGGAAAUCCUUGCAAGGGUUGAAAAACUUUCUGAAGUGAACCCGAUGCUGGGUUUCCGUGGGUGCAGACUUGGUAUAUCAUACCCAGAACUGACGGCAAUGCAAGCCCGUGCUAUCUUUGAAGCUGCUAUUGCUGUGAAUGACCAAGGUUUCCAAGUUUUCCCUGAGAUAAUGGUUCCUCUUGUUGGAACACCUCAGGAACUUGGCCAACAGGUGAGCGUGAUCCGCCAAGUUGCUGACAAGGUUUUUACCAACGCAGAAACAACUAUUAGAUACAAAAUUGGGUCCAUGAUCGAGGUUCCGAGGGCAGCUCUUAUAGCUGAUGAGAUAGCAGAGCUGGCAGAAUUCUUCUCAUUUGGGACAAAUGACCUCACACAGAUGACAUUUGGUUACAGCAGGGAUGACAUUGGCAAGUUUCUCCCAAUCUACAUGUCCCAGGGUAUUCUCCAGCACGACCCAUUUGAGGUGCUUGACCAGAAGGGAGUCGGGGAGUUGGUUAAGAUUGCCACUGAGAGGGGCCGAAGUUCAAGGCCUGAUUUGGAGGUGGGCAUUUGUGGUGAACAUGGUGGCGAGCCUUCUUCAGUUGCAUUUUGUGCGAAGGCUGGACUGGACUAUGUUUCUUGUUCGCCUUUCAGGGUCCCAAUUGCAAGGUUAGCCGCUGCACAGGCACAGGCGGCCCUCUGAUGAGCUUGAAUCUGUGAAGCUCCUCCGCAAGCAGUCGUGUUGGUGCGUCCUGUAGAUAUAUAAUGCACAGAUGGGCACCUCUUGAAUGGUUGCUUGAGGCAUGUCUCCCAAAACGUUGGGAUGUCAGCGUGCCAAUGUUCACAGGUUGUACAAUAGCUCGUUUGCCUGCGGCGCUGUUAAAAAGGCUAGGGAAUAGUAAGAUGCCAUCAUUUACACAGGGUUAAAAUGAGUUUCAGAAAGCA